AUGGCCGAUUCUACUCCUCCUGACACCCCUGAUAAGAAGCCUCAGUCUCCGACAGUCAAGCGGACUCCACCAAAGCUGAACAAGAAGAAGCCGGAGCCUGUUGAGCAAGAUAAGCCUGAAGAAAAGGAAGAAAAGGAAGCAAAGGUAGAAGACAAGUCGGAAGACAAGUCGGAAGACACACCAGAAGAAAAGGAAGACAAGCCAGAAGAGGAACAAGAAGACAAGCAAGAGCCACCACCUCAACCCGAAGCCCAACCGGAACCUGAACCAGAACCCGAACCUGAACCCCAACCCCAACCGGAAAGGGAACAGGUUGAACCUCGCCGCCGCAAACGACGCAGCCGGCCUAUGCAGCCCGCCCGCCACGACGACACCGAGACCGAAUCCAUCCCCCGCGACGACAUGGAGACCCAACAGCAGCAACUGGCCGAGAAGCCGCGCAACCGCCGCCGCAACCAGCGCCAAAGCCAGGCCAACGGCCCGCUCGACCAGCUCCCCGGCGUCGGCCAGGCAGGCGACCUCGUCCAGAACACAGCAGGCCAAGCCCUGAACGGCGUGACGGGGUCGGCGGGGAAAGCCGUCGGCGGCCUCCUGGGUGGGAACAAGGAAGACAAAGAAGAUGGGCGCGACGAGCAGCUGCGUCUCCGUCUGGAUCUGAACCUUGAUAUCGAGGUCCAGCUUAAGGCUAAGAUUCACGGCGAUCUCACCCUUGGACUGCUCGUUUUGGUCAUGGAUAUGUUAAUUUGA
Messenger RNA from Penicilliopsis zonata CBS 506.65, 747 nucleotides. RefSeq lists its product as hypothetical. The transcript has 2 exons. The coding region runs from base 1 to 747 and encodes 248 amino acids. NCBI's taxonomy places the organism in Eukaryota, Fungi, Ascomycota, Eurotiomycetes, Eurotiales, Aspergillaceae. The record is from RefSeq and is a predicted model, not a curated record.